AUGAUCGUGGCCCUCGCGGUGCAGUGUGAUUCUUGAGCUCCGAUAGAAUGUUGAAGAAACGUGCGGCGAUCCUGGUGAUCUUCUUCUGCCUUUCGGCAUCAGCUGCACCAGUGCCGGAAGCGGCCCAACGGCAGCGGCCCGGGGAGCUAUCGCAGGAAUCGCGAGCCAUCGCCCUGAUCCACCAUCUCACGUAUCUGAUUGACUACCUGGUCCACUACGUUCUGGGGGCCCGAGAUCGUAAAACACCACCGGAAGCGGUCGACUACUACCAAACGGCACUCGUCGAGGGCCAGGAGGCGCAGAGCGCGGACGAGAAAAGUCGGCACCACAAGCCCAGCGCGGCCCGCGCCCAGCAAGAGAUGGAAGCGUUGGACAAAAUGAUGAAAUCGUAA
Anopheles bellator is the source of this 392-nucleotide messenger RNA. RefSeq lists its product as uncharacterized. The transcript is spliced from 2 exons. NCBI's taxonomy places the organism in Eukaryota, Metazoa, Arthropoda, Insecta, Diptera, Culicidae. The record is from RefSeq and is a predicted model, not a curated record. The coding region runs from base 48 to 392 and encodes 114 amino acids.